AUGGCGGGUAUGAUGGACGUCGAACGGACCCGGCCGCGGAGGGAGAGGACCUUUGUGGGUAGCGAAUGCGCAGUCUGUGAAGAGCCGUUGGAACAUACUCUUCGUGGAGAACGCAUCCUCCAGUUAUCAUGUGGCCACGUUUCUCAUGAAGCAUGCUUUUAUGAGUAUAUCAAAGAAUUCGAAUCGCAGUACUGUCCCACAUGCAGUGCGCCCCUGGGUUUGGAUAGUAAUCGAGGAGGAAACGUGCUUGAUUUAGCAAAACUCUCCAAUAUUGUUCGAUCUGUAUCUGUCAGCGAUGUGUCCAGCCGUAGAGGAAAUCAAAAUACUCCCACACCGUGGGAUAUCAAUGGUAACCGUGCGCAUGAAGACGACAUGGGCAGUCUGCAUUGCAGCCGGGACUCUCGCAGGCGUCAUAGUAGAGAUACCAGUAACCAGCGCGAGAGGGUCGAGCGUCUAACAAGCCCGUCAACACGGCAACCACAUUCGCGCUCGGACAGUGGUACCACCGGGGUUGCAUCUUCGGGCGACUAUGGAGACGGCCAGCACCACAGUACCGGGAGGCGGCAUGAUUACGACGUACAGGCCAUGGAAUCCGACCUUAGCCCGCGCCCGGGUGUCAUACGGAACCCGAUACCGGCCCCAAUUGUAACCGUGCGCAGCGAGUUCCCGACACUCAAUCGGUCACGGCAGCAGCAGUCCUUGACUUGCCUGGUGACUGUUGAGGUUCCUGAGGGCAACUGGCACCCUGACCUGGAGGAUUUACGUCAUACGGCACAUAUACCACCACCGCGCAAUGAGGAGAUUGUGAGUCCGCCGAUCAAGCAGCCUGCGCGACCGUUGCCGGUUCCUUAUGAGGCGCAAGAGGCCCUACAGGAGAUUUCAGAGGAGUUGCGCAUGCGCGUCGACAAUUGGCAUGGUCUGGAAUUCCAAAGGUUUGGAAAACUCAAACUACAUGGAACUGUUCGUGUUGGCAAGGAUCGGACGUCGUGGCAGGAGCUAGAAUGCUAUCUUUUCGCGGAGAUGCUUAUUUGCGUGAAGGAAAAGAAAAAUGGACAUAGUCAGUUUGAGGAUCCGAGGACCAAGCGAAAGAUGACCAGGUGUACGUUGAAGGGGUCUAUUCUUAUCAAGAAACAUUUGAAGGACGUGGAAUCCGUGCCAGAGGAACCCAUUUUGACUCUUAAUCUCUCCGUUGCGGAGCUCCCAUGUUUCCACCUCCAAUUCCAGAGUCGCAACCAGCUAGAGCUUUGGAGACGAGGUCUUCUUGAUCUCCACAAUCCCGAUUCAGCAGGAGGCCGGAACCCAGACUACGACGUGGAUACCUCCGGCACCGAGGAGGAUGAUUAUCGGACUCAUAAAACGAUCAAACGCGUCUCCUCCACCACCUCGUCAUAUGGGGCAUCAAAAUCCAACAACACCGCAUUGACAGAUUACACCAACUCGAUCAGGGACACUCUACUCCCAAGUUUCCACGUUCCUCUCGAUCUAGUCAUCGUCAUCCCGGUCUCGUCAUCCAUGCAGGGGCUUAAGAUCACCCUUCUCCGCGACGCUCUCAAAUUCCUAGUGCAGAAUCUCGGCCCGCGAGAUCGAAUGGGUCUCGUUACGUUCGGGUCUAGUGGUGGAGGUGUGCCGUUGGUCGGCAUGACGACAAAAGCCUGGAGCGGAUGGGGAACUAUUCUUAACUCGAUACGUCCGGUGGGGCAAAAGAGUCUUCGCGCAGACGUCGUUGAAGGGGCGAAUGUUGCCAUGGACCCUGCUGAUGCAGCGGAAAUCGAAUAA
Messenger RNA from Blastomyces gilchristii SLH14081, 1776 nucleotides. RefSeq lists its product as uncharacterized. The transcript has 4 exons. The record is from RefSeq and is a predicted model, not a curated record. NCBI's taxonomy places the organism in Eukaryota, Fungi, Ascomycota, Eurotiomycetes, Onygenales, Ajellomycetaceae. Bases 1 to 1776 code for a protein of 591 amino acids.